Molecule: messenger RNA, 4570 nt
Organism: Biomphalaria glabrata
Lineage: Eukaryota; Metazoa; Mollusca; Gastropoda; Planorbidae
Exons: 12
Coding region: 495-1820 (441 amino acids)
Source: RefSeq, a predicted model, not a curated record
CAACUAAUCUGGGGACUUGACUAGUAAGUUAGGAACCAUAUCACUAGAUAAUACUAUUCAAGAACCACUCGAAGCUUUAGAUCUAGAACUUAAUAUGAACGAAUAACAAAACGCACAGAAUACGGUAGCGUAACGCUAAAUUAAUUUGUAGGGCUUAGUGCUUCAACUGUUGAAUAUAUUUAGUUCUUCCCGACUUUUCUUCCUGACAGCUACUUGGUUUACGGAUAACAAUAUAAUCUACAAGUUCGAGUAAGGUAACAGGCAGCAAUAAAGUUUCAAACUCCACCUUAAUAUCUUUUUGAACAAAGGACACAUGUUAUACGUGGGAAUAUAAUAAUAAAAAAGCUUGGUUGAAUGUUGUUCUUUAAAGCAAUGCCUAUAAGUUAUAUAAAAUCUAAUCGGAACAUAGGCAUUGCGUAACCAGUCCUAGAUGUUCGUUGCCAGAUAGUCUGGACAAGAAAGAGGCACUACAAGACACAAAAGGCAUCCCCAGUAUGGGCUCCGGCUCUGCGACAUCCAUUUUGUUGCUCUCUGGUUGCAUACUACAAUGCAUUUCAGCAGUGUACGGCUCCAGAAAUUGUGACCUGCUUAAUAUAAUGGAUGGAGACAUUAAGGUUUCAAGCAGUGAGCUUUGCUUAGCUGAAUUUGUCACCAAAGAGUGUUCGCCCUUUGUCAAGAGCCUUAACACUGACGAUUUGCCUUCAGACUUUCAAGGGAGCUCAUUCUCUGCAGUCAAACUUUCAAACCUAAAUAUCGUAGGCUUAGUUAAUGACUAUCUUGACAAUUCGAACACACUUUAUAAAUGCCCAGGUCUUAGAAUCGAAUGGGAUGCACCGAAAUCAGACGAUUCUUACAAAAACGUGAAGGGCUAUUUGAUACACUGGCAGUAUGAAACAAAUAUAGGCUGUCGUCUGUUCCAUUUCAACUCUUCAAACACUCUCUUGUUACAAAAGGUUAGAUUUUACUAUGAUAUUCAGUAUCUCUACGCCAGCGGCGCAAACUAUAUAGUCCGUGCUUAUAGCAUUCUCUCAUCGGAAGCAAAAGGCAAGGAAGAGAUAGACAAUUCUGCCUUGAUGCUGAGGUCAUUUCCUAUGUAUAAGUACGCCGCUGAUCCUGCACUCUGGAGUCCUUCAGUAAUACUCAAGACGUCGCCCAAGGGAAGCAUAGAAGUCAAAUUUACUCUCUCCCCUCCUGAAUUUGAACUAACACAGUUCAGAAUACAGCUUGUGAAAUAUUCCUAUGACCUUAAUAAUUAUUACAAAGCCCAAGAUUACCAUGGCAACUUGUACACACCAUCAGAGCCAGAAGGUGUGGUUCAUUUCCUCAACUUGACCUCUGACCUGUACAGCAUUGUAUUGCAGCCGAUUGACCCAUUCAGCAAUAUUGAACACCAGUGCCUGUGUUGGAAAACGAUAUCACAUAGUAUGUGUCCUGCGGAGCAAUGCUGUGAAAACAUCUGCAUGAUGAUAGUUACUCAGUGGUUUCAACUCAAUGUCACUGAACCUGAAACACAAACUACACAAGAGGCUGCUGGCUCUUAUCCAGCUCAAGUGACAUCAGCCUCAGCUUCCCGAACACCUAGUGUUCUUAUAGGGCACUCUCAGGAGAGGGAGGAAGCCAAGGGAGGUCAUCAGAGAGGCUUGUCACUUGGCGUCAUAGUUGUCAUUGUUUGUGCCGUGGGAGUAUCGUCCCUGCUCGUGGCAAUCAUUGUUGUCCUGUGUUGGCGUAGAGAGAUACUAACAGAUCUGUUGGCUAAAAAAACCUCAAAAGCACCAUUACCUGAUGUGUACCAGUCUAUUGAUACUAAGAAUGAGACAUAGACCCUACAGACCAAAGAUCAAACUAUGAAAAUAACAGCGAAAACACAAUUUUCGGAAAGAAAAGUCGGCGGAGGCAAAGAAGACUGCCUCACAAACUUCUAGACUUCUAGCCAGUCUAAAUUACAGGGACAAAUCAAUUUCACAGAUAUUGGUUUUUUAUUCAUCAUCUUGUGUCAAACAGAACAUUUUGUUUUAAAAAUAAUUUCCUUUACUGAAAUGUACCAAGGUAUAUGUUUGUAAUUUUAUUUAAAUCAACCUUUUUUUUUUUUAAAAGUAGUUUAGAACAUAUCUUAUACUGAUGAGCGCACCCCUAGACCAAAUUUAAUAAGUGAGCUCAGCUACAAUUACUAAAUUAUUUAAUUUCUGCUAAUUAAUACAUUUGAAACUCACAUCACUACCAAUCAUUAGGUUGGAAACUCAUAUGCCAAAACAUACAUUAAAUUAGGAACUAACAUAACUACCAAUCAUAAAGUUAUAAAUGGACAUAACUACCAAUCAUUGACUUGGAAACUAACACUACUAUCCAUCAUUAAGUUGGAUCUUACAAAACUAUCAAUUAUCAAGCUGGGAACUGACAUAACUACCAAUCAUUAAGCUGGGAACUAACACUACCACCACUCAUUAAGUGGGGAGCUUACAUUAUUAUCAAUCAUUAAGCUGGGAACUGACAUAACUACCAAUCAUCAAGCUGGGAACUGACAUAACUACCAAUCAUUCAGCUGGGAACUAACACUACCACCACUCAUUAAGUGGGGAGCUUACAUUAUUAUCAAUCAUUAAGCUGUGAACUAACACUACCACCACUCAUUAAGUGGGGAGCUUACAUUAUUAUCAAUCAUUAAGCUGGGAACUAACACUACCACCACUCAUUAAGUGGGGAGCUUACAUUAUUAUCAAUCAUUAAGCUGGGAACUGACAUAACUACCACUCAUUAAGUGGGGAGCUUACAUUAUUAUCAAUCAUUAAGCUGGGAACUAACACUACCACCACUCAUUAAGUGGGGAGCUUACAUUAUUAUCAAUCAUUAAGUUGGAAACUUGCAUCCCUGCAUCCCAAACCUUCAGUAAAUUUGGAACUAACAUAACUAUCAAUUAUUAAGUUGGGAAGUAACAACACUACCAGUCAUUUCAUCCCUUAGUAGGGAACUUACAUUUACCCAUCAAGUUUGGAACUAACAUCUCUACAAAUCAUCAAGUUUUGUACUAACAUCUCUACAACUCAUCAAGCUUGAAACUAACAUUUCUACAAAUCAUCAAGUUUGGAACAGUUUUAAAAAUGUUUUGUUCUUCUGUAUAGUAAAAAAAGUAAAGUUCCCUUUUCCGACCAUGUGAUCUAUAGGGCAGAUGAUGUUAAGGACAUCUGUUUCUGUGGCCAAUGGUUAACGAGCAGGGUGUCUUGUGGCCAGCACAACCACCAACCACCUUUACUUUCCCCAAUAUAAGUCAGGUCUCUCACUUCCAGUUCUCAGAAAUAUGAGUCAGGUACCCAUUAAAGUUGGCUGGACUCAGGGGCGCCCUAAAAAUUCAGAAAUUGAAAAUCCCUGUCCUCACCGAGAUUCAAACACAGGACCCCCACGUUCAGAAGCCAAUGUUCACUAAUGUUAUCAAAAAAAUAAACUCAAAAAACAAGAAAAUAAACACAGCAGAGAUCCACUGCUCCAUUUCCAUUCUUUUAAUUGCACUUAAAACUCUCUACUUACUUAACAUAGAGUUUUAGAUGUUGCUCAAACAAUCAUAAAGUUAGAUCUAGCUGAUGGCAAGACAAUGCAAUAGACCUAGCUAUUUUUUACAAGUGGUUUACAAUGUUAGUCUUAUACUAUAAUUAAAACAUAUAGCAGAUACAUUUGUUACACAUUCAGCUAUACAGUAAGUGAAGCAUUUCCCAGUAUCCUACAUUUCCUUCACAUCCUAUAGAUUUAGCUAUCAAACUUCCAUCAGCCAAUUCUCUACAGAGUAUCCAAAGAGGUAAAUGAAGAUCACAUUCAGGAAAUGAGAGACACCAUAAAUCCCAUCAGACUGAUUCCUAGAAGCUUUUUUGACCAUUUCGUCUGAGAAAGUUUAUUUAAAUACAAUAAGGAAAAGUAGAUGCAUACAACUGAAACAUGACUAGUAGAACCAGAGGCGUAGUGAGCAAAAUGUGCGCCCCCGGGGCAAUUUUAUUGUUGCCCCACCACCCACCUUCCCAUUUUCCAUGAACAUUACGUAGAAAUAUAGGCUUAUAAAGAAAAAGUAUUUAAUAAUAAUAUAAUAAAAAUAACCUUAGCAUGUAUUACCUAACUAAAAUAUCUACAAUACAUUUAUAUUUUUUGGCGCCUCUCCUCCCCCCCCCCUCACUACGCCUCUGAGCAGAACAAUAAGAAUUUGUAAUAUUUACUAAAGAAAAGAUCUAUAACAACUUUUAUAUUUAUACAGUCAAAACAUUGAUGUAAUAAAUGUGAUACUUGUCAAAGUUGACUGCAAGUAGCGGAUACCAAGCAUGUAGGAACGGAUGAUUUUUUAAACAAAUCUAAUAUUCAUUAGUUAAGAAAAAAAAUAAUCGCUCUAUACUUUGUAUAAAGCAGGGUAUUGUCUGUAAAAAAAAGUUGGGUUUUUUAAUGUUUUUCUUGUUUAUCUUAUCUCAGUCAAGCCAUUUUACUACAUGCAUGAUUUAUUUCUUUGAUUGAUGUUGGAUGUCAAUAUUGUUUAUCUUUGGAGUAAUUAUUUUAUUGAAUUGAAUUUGGAGAUAUUAAACUCUCAAUGAAUUGCAUUCAA